AUGUAUAAACUCAUCAGAAAUCAUCUGCUCCUUCUUCCCGGGACCAUCCUGGCAGCCGGGUUCGGAUCGGGUCCAACAGACCAGCAAAAACCGCUUACAUCCCGGACCUGUCUCGCCCCACUGCCCGCAUCCGCAUCGGACCCCCGAGCCAACUUCCCGGAUUGCACCCGGGAUCCCCUCUGCUCCAUUGACGUGUGCGACGAGUCUCUCUCUCCAUACCAGCGCGCAAAGUCACUCAUAGCCGAGCUCACUGUAUGGGAGAAGCUGGAUAACCUCGUCAACGAAGCGCCCGGCGUCUCGCGACUCGGGAUCCCGCCAUAUGAGUGGUGGUCCGAGGGCCUCCACGGCGUCGCGUCGUCGCCGGGCACAAAGUUUGCAGAGAGCGGCAACUUCAGCUACGCGACGUCGUUCCCGCAGCCGAUUGUCAUCGGCUCGGCUUUUGAUGAUGAGCUGGUGGAGGCCAUUGGGGCCGUGGUCAGCAAGGAGGCGAGGGCAUUUAGCAAUGAUGGCAGAUCCGGACUUGAUCUAUACUCGCCCAAUAUCAACGCCUUCAAAGACCCCCGCUGGGGACGCGGUCAAGAAACACCCGGCGAAGACCCAUUUCACCUCCAAAACUACGUCGCGGCAAUGCUCACAGGCCUCGAAGGAUCCUUCGACCCAUCCAACAAGAACCUCAUCGCGACAUGCAAACACUACGCAGCCAACGACUUUGAGCACUACAACGGCGUCGACCGCGCCGGCUUCAACGCAAUCAUCACGACCCAGGACCUCUCAGAGUACUACCUCCCACCCUUCAAGACGUGCGCCGUCGAGAAGAACGUGGGCUCCUUCAUGUGCAGCUAUAACGGCAUCAACGGCACACCCUUAUGCGCCAACGCAUAUCUCCUGGAGGAUAUCCUACGCGGCCACUGGCGAUGGAACGGCGAAGGCCAAUACGUCUCCACGGACUGCGACUGCGUCGCUCUCAUGGUCUCGUACCACCACUACGCGCCAGAUCUCGGACACGCUGCCGCGUGGUCGAUGAAGGCCGGAACGGACCUGGAGUGCAACGCCUUCCCCGGCUCCGAGGCCCUGCAGCUGGCGUGGAACCAGUCUCUUAUCUCCGAGGAGGAGGUUGAUCGCUCUCUGACGAGGAUGUAUACGGCGCUCAUCUCCGUCGGCCAGUUUGACUCUGCGCGAGAGCAGCCGUUGCGAUCGCUGCUCUGGCGAGACGUCGAUACGAAGGAGGCGCGGGAGCUCGCUUACAGGGCAGCCGUCGAGGGCUCGGUGCUCCUUAAGAAUGAUGGGAUCUUGCCUCUGUCCGCAGAUUCGAGCAAGAAGUUUGCACUCGUUGGGCCUUGGGCAAAGGCUACGACGCAGAUGCAGGGUAAUUACUACGGCCCGGCGCCGUACUUGAUCUCCCCGUAUCAGGCUGCUCGAGACCUCGGGCUAGACUUCACGUAUACCCUGGGCUCCAAGAUCAACGCCUCGGAUGACUUGCUUUCCGACGCACUCAAAUCAGCAAAGGAAGCAGACGUGGUCAUCGUCGCAGGUGGCGUCGACAACACCCUAGAAGCCGAAACACUCGACCGCAAGACCCUGGCUUGGCCUGAACCUCAGCUCGAGCUUCUCCGUGCUCUCGCAGACAUCGGCAAACCCGUCAUUGUGCUUCAAUUCGGUGGUGGGCAGGUCGAUGACACGGAGCUCCUGGCCAGCGACUCCGUCAGCGCGAUCCUCUGGGGCGGAUACCCAGGUCAGUCCGGGGGCAAGGCCAUCUUCGACUUACUCUUCGGACGCGAGGCGCCGUCUGGAAGGUUAUCUGUCACGCAGUACCCGGUGAUCUACAGCGAAGCGGUCCCGUCGACGGACAUGAAUCUCCGACCGGUACCGGGUAACUCGGGCCUCGGGCGGACGUAUAUGUGGUACCUCGGCGAGACGCCCGUACCGUACGGCUUCGGUUUGCACUAUACGACCUUUGACGUCAAGCUCAAAGCGCUACAAGAGCCUGUCGUCGCCACAACUAAACAGCUCACUCUUUCGGAAGACAGCGAGGAUGCGUCUCGUGUACCAUCAUGGCAAAAGACCCUGGAGAGGUCGAUGCUGACUGUUGCGGUGACUGUCACCAAUGCGGGGAAAGUUACCUCUGACUACGUGGCACUGCUAUUCCUCACAUCGGAUGCCGGUCCCGAGCCCAGGCCGCUCAAGACUCUCGCGGGAUACACUCGCUUCAGAAGUAUUCAACCUGGCCAGGCCGCCGUGAAGGAGGUCGUCAUCACCGUGGAGCGUCUGGUACGGGUCGAUGUGCUAGGGAAUCGGGUGCUGCAUCCCGGAUCGUAUGAGGUGUUUGUGGACCUGGAUAAGAAAGCGGUGCAUAAGUUCCACGUGGGUGGUCCAGCGGUGGUGGUUGAGAAGUUUCCACAGCCGAAAGCUUAG
Molecule: messenger RNA, 2412 nt
Organism: Colletotrichum lupini
Lineage: Eukaryota; Fungi; Ascomycota; Sordariomycetes; Glomerellales; Glomerellaceae
Product: glycosyl hydrolase family 3 N terminal domain-containing protein
Exons: 2
Coding region: 1-2412 (803 amino acids)
Biological process (GO): arabinan catabolic process; xylan catabolic process
Cellular component (GO): plant-type cell wall
Molecular function (GO): alpha-L-arabinofuranosidase activity; xylan 1,4-beta-xylosidase activity
Source: RefSeq, a predicted model, not a curated record